This is a messenger RNA of Catharus ustulatus (Swainson's thrush), 3491 nucleotides long. RefSeq names its product hydrocephalus-inducing protein homolog. Bases 2091 to 3215 code for a protein of 374 amino acids. Gene Ontology annotation, cellular component: axoneme. The record is from RefSeq and is a predicted model, not a curated record. The transcript has 13 exons. Gene Ontology annotation, biological process: axonemal central apparatus assembly; cilium movement. Lineage: Eukaryota; Metazoa; Chordata; Aves; Passeriformes; Turdidae.
UGAAAAUUAUAAUUGUUGAUAUUUUACAAUCCUAUUUUAGUGUUUAAUAUUGUUCAAGAAUUUUCCUUUUAAAUGAUAACUCAGGAGAAUCUUCUCCGGAUAAGAUUCAUGUUUAUCUCAAAGGAAAAGGUUUUAGCUUUUGCAAGGCUAAAUCAACUAGAUCAAAUUAUUUGUUUUCAAUUUUAACUCAGAAAUAUCUGAAUUUUAUAAUUUUCUCCCUUUGUCAGUCAAAUUCCAAUCUGGCCACAAUUGAAAGAGACUGAGAAGGUUUUGACAGUAAACAUUCUUUUGCUUAGCUAAUAUUCCAACCUGGCCAGGGCUGAAAUAUUAGACUAGGCAAAAUAUUUUUUCUAUUAUAUUUUAAAACCAAACCUUUACUAAAUUUUGAAAAGCGGUAAGAGGUAAGUAUUUUAGAAAACCAUGCAAUUUUAAUUUGGCAAUGAAAUACUCCCCACUAAACUAAUUCACAUAAUUUUGAUUCAUGAAACUUAAAAUGUUAAAGGAAGUAACAUCCUAAAGUUUUUCUGGAUGGCUAAUAAUAUAUAAUGCUAGUGCAAUGUAUACAAACAACAUUAACAAACAUUGUAGUGUAAAUUCAACAUACACUUAAAAAAUAAUAGACUGUAUUUGCAGCAUUGAUAACACACCUUUUCAGCAAAUGUAAAAGAACGGGUGAACAAGGCAAAUAUUAACUUAGUAAAGUUUGCAAAAUAUACAGGCUUUGACAAAUUUAGAUUAUAGAUGGGCAAAGCAGCUGCCAAACCCUCCUGAGGGUAAACAUCGCUUGGAUUAAUGCCUUUAAGUUUUCCAGUUUUUAUUUUCACUGUCUCAAGACAUGAGGCAAGUAACAUCCUGCUACAUAUAUUGAGAAGAUAGUUUAUUCUCUGUUGCUGUGUUCUAGCUUUUCUAUGUGUCUGGUGGUACCUUCUUAGGUUGACUUGCUUGCUAUUGUUUCUAUGAAGCUUUAUUUUGAGAAUUCUUUUCCUGCUGCUUUUCACUUGGUGGGUAUCUUUUAGGGGUUUUUUCUACAUUUUAAUUUGUGUUGGUGUUUGAGUCCCACCCCCUCGAGAUAGUGGUUUUUCGUGUGAUUGGGGCUGUUUGGAAAUGAUACUAGGUUGCAAACAUUUCCUUUUUAUAUCUUUGUGUUUCUCCCCUCCAUAGCUUAAUGAAAGGUUAGUGUUUAAAUGUUUAUUUCCCGGGGAGAAAUUUCCCUGUCCCCAUGGACGCUGGGUGUUAAUUAAACCAGGCAUUUUUUCUCCCUCUUCCCUUAAAAACUUCCAGUUUUCAGUUGGAGAUGUAGGUGAAUUUCAAAGUGUGGUCACUACCUUGGCUUCGGAGAUCACAGCAGGAUCAGAUGGAGCUGGAGCGGUUUCCGGCUCUUUGGUAACAUUAAAGUGUUUUGUAUUAUUUUCCUGGAUGCCCUGAGUGUUUUCUUGUGCUGUGGUUACAGCAGUAUCGGAGCUGAUCUUUGAGGCAGGACUUGAAUUCGGAGCCCCCGAUGCUCCCCCUUUCUGGUUCUCCUCCUGUCGCUCCUCGUGUGACGUCAUCACGGCGCGCCCUCUCCUGGCAGCCGGCCGGGGUUUCCAAGGGCGGAGCCGCGCUCUCCUUGUUGGCCGACGACACGGCCUGCAGAGGCUGUGCUGGGGCCGGGACCGUGACCGGGACUGCUCCCCUCUGAGGCUGGGCCGUGACCGGGAGCACCACCCAGCUGGGGUGGGUCGGAGCAAGGGCUAGCUCCCACCAGAGCCGGCCCGGGGGCGGAGCCACGCUCCACCAGGAAGUUUUUGUUUCUUUUUUCCCUCCGGCUGCCAUGCGGUCGCUGCCAUGUUGGGUUUUUUUCUCUCCCUCCUCUACAGCCGUUUUGGAUAAAUUAAGAGUUUCUGAGCCGGCUACUAAAGUUUUUCCGUUGUCAUCAGCUCCCCUGAAAAAGAGCUGCUUGUUCCAGGUUUCCCCAUCAGAGAUAGUAUUUCAGAACUUCGUCGCUCAUGAAGUCUCUGAAAUGGUACUGUUUCUCAUAAAUAAGGACAAGUUUAAUCGGCUGGUGAAGAUUUCCAUGGAGAGAUCACCUUAUUUCGAGCUGGCGUGCCCCAAUGAAGCAUACCACAUCAUACCACCAGGCACAUCUUCCCCUGUGCGCAUCCGCUUCACCCCUAACAAGAACCAGUCCUUUCUCUGUGGAUCCAGACACAGGAACUCUGGGUGCUGGUGACACCAUGCAGGUGACAGUGGAAUUUCACCCGCAGAAGGUUGGUGACCAUUCCGACAUCCUGGAAGUGUACCGCGUCAUAGGUGAAAAAUGCAUACACACAAAAGUUCAAGGAGAAGCUGUAGAUGUUGACAUUGCGUUGAGCACAAAUUCCCUGAAGUUUGGGAAGACUUUCAUCACCACAUCAAACUACAAAAUCAUGUUAAUUGAAAACAGGAGUAACAUCACAGCCCACUUCCAGUGGAAGGCUUUUCUUACUGAGGAAGAAGAGAAUAAAGAGAGGAGGAGGCAGUGCUAUUUGCUGCGGCCACACAAUGAGGUGUGGCUGGAAAACUUCAUUGAGGAGGAAAAUAUAGAGAAGAAGGACUACGGUGAAGAUAACACUGCCGUCCUGAGCCACAUGGUCCAGGAGGAGACAGCAAAGGUGCAAGAAGACCCCAUGCUGUUCUCCGAUGAUGUUUUUUCUAUUGAGCCAAUGGAGGGAGAGAUCGGGCCGAAUUGUUCGGCUGAAGUCAAGGUGACCUUUAAACCCCUAGAAGCACUAGAGUAUCGAAGUGUGGCUUACUGCAACAUCUCAGGCCGUGAGAGCAGGCUGCCCCUGCACCUCACAGCACAAGGUCAAGGACCUUUGGUUGAACUCAGCUAUAAUACACUGGACCUUGGGGACAUUUUAGUCGACACCUGCCACAUCUCUGAGGUGAAACUGAUUAACCGAGGAGCUAUUGAUGCUCCCUUCCGCUAUAUCCCUUCAACCAAAAACUUGGGCUACUGCUUCAAGUUUGUACCUGAGGAGGGCAUCAUUGCACCAGGUCGGAUCCAGACCAUCCAGAUCUCAUUCAAUGCUACCACAGUGGGGACGUUUGAGGAAGAAUUCCAGUUCAUUGUGGCUGGAUCUCCUACUCCUGCUAUCCUGACAAUCAAGGGGUUUGUCACUAGACCGAAUUUAUACUUCAACGUCGAUGAACUUGACUUCGGUGACGUUUCCUUUGCUUCUCUCAAUGACGACUGAGGAGGAGAAGAUCCUGCGGAUGGCAGUGGGGUCUGAGUACCAAAAGAACUUUUUGAUGCCUCCACGUGCCGUGGGUGGGACACUGCCCCCAGAGGUGCUGGAUGACUAUGAAGCACAGAAGAGGCUGAAAGCUCAACAGGCAGAGCUCAGGGCCAUGGCAGAGACCAAGGCCACAGCUGAGGCUGAGGCUGAGGCCAUGGACAAGGCAGCACCAGUUUAUCACGGGGCUGUCACACCCUCUCCUGAGCCCAUGGUGGAAGUGACUGGGAAUCCUGU